ACUAACCAGUAACCCGCACAUUGACUCUGCACCGGUAUAUGGUCUCGCUAUUGUUAUUUUACUGCUGCUUUUUAAUUGAUUGUUACUUUGAUUUCUUAUUCUUAUUUGUGCACGUUCAAAUAUAUUUUUACCAAAUUAUCCAAUCCCCUAAUAACGCACUGCAAAAAUGAACUUGGACCAGAAUGUACUCGCGUUCCCAACUAAUUAUUGUUUCUGCAAUGAGGAUUCACCCUCUUAGAGAAUUAACUUAUCUGCAGAUACUCGUUGUUUUGAGCUCAAAAAGCAGUAGUAGCAGUAUGCAAAUCAGGGACCCUAAUGAACGGCUCUGUCACCGAUGCAAUAUGAUUCCCGACACGUUCGCCAAAAAUAACAGUUUGUUAGCGAACAAAAGGAAUCAGACAGAAGGCUCAUGCUGUCAAAAUGUCGGCGCCCAGAGAAGACACUUUCCGGGGCAGGAAAUCGCGACUGUGCUUGAAUCCGGAAGCAAGUGACUCCUGAGACUCCUGUCGAUAAUGUAUGGAAAAUAGUGAAAUCAAAGAAUGGAACAAAAUGAGCAAAAUGUGUAGUAGAAGACAAGGACCGGUCCAAUAAUGCAUUUCUUAUUGGGUAGAGUUUUUUGGACAAGGAUAUUCAUUUGGGAAAUCCAUUUGUAAUAUCGAGGACUGUGAAGAAACAGUGGGAAAGGUGGAUUCAAUCAAGGUGACUAGAAGCAGCCUUUUUUGGGUUAAUUGUGUUGAUGAAGAACAGAAGAAGCAUGCACUGGAUCUGUCAAAAUUGUCCACGUCAGAAGUAACAUGUAUUGAUCUUCGGAGCAGGGCGCCUGCCAAAGGAGUUAUAGCUGGAGUCUCAUUGGAUAUAGAUGAGUACCUUAGUCAGAAAAUCCCAAGAGUGGUCAGUGCACGUUGCCUGACCCGCAUGGUAAAUGGAAGGAAGGAGAAAAGCCUGGCGAUAUUAUUGUUUGAAGAGAAUCUACCUGAAUAUAUGAAGCUUGGGUAUGUGAGGUAAGCGCUGAGAUCAUUUGUGUCCAAACCAUUACACUGUGGAAAUUGUAAAGGAUAUGGUUGCUUGUCAAAUGUUUGCAGACGGGCGAAGUAUGAUAUUGAAUAAUCUAUGAAUGGAAAAUGUUGCAACUGUGGUGGGGAUCAUGUCAGGGUGAAGGAGGUCAAGGAUCAAGGCUGCGCAGCAGAUCUCCUAUGUGGAGGUGGUGAAGAGAGUCAAAGGGGCAAUAGGCAACAGUUUUGAAGAUAUAGCAGUGGAUGCAUUGCAACCAGUUGCUAGUGUUUUAAGUCAAUCGGGUGAUCUGGAUACACUCAUUGUGAAGAAGGUAGAUUGAGGCAUUUAUAGCCACAGUGAUUAAUUGUACCGCUCAAGUGUCUAAGAAGUCAAAGAAGCUGAAUUAUAUCAUUAUAUCAUUAUAUCCUAUACGUUUUUGGGGCUCCAAGACUUCACGGCAGAAGCACUACUGUCCCGCCCUCACAGGAGGCUUCUGAGCCUGUGUUGGGACCUGAUUUAGAAUGAGGUUUUUACAGAAAAGCAGGUUGAUUUUGUUUAGUUAAUUUAUUUUUUGUUCAUUUUUAUGUUAUUUGUACCCAAAUGUUUUCCUUUUUUGUAUCUUUAUUAUCCAUAGGUGGCGGAAUGCACAUUUAAUUGUUGCCAACACUAUUAUACCAUAGAAGAAGAAGAUGACGACGACACUUUCCGAGCAAGAAGCCUAAACGAGAUGGCAAGCCCAGACAGAAGGAUCAUCUUGAGCAGAUUCCCUUCCGCCUUCGAGAGAUUAUGAAAAGCAAGGAGAGGAUGAAGAUGGGGCCCAGCAAGGCCAAGAAGAUGAGAAAAGCUGACGCCAUCGCCCUUGCUCCCAAACCCAAGCCAGGGGAUGCUACAAUCGUAGAUAUCCCUGUUCCACACUUCCGUAGAAAGAAGAGGGAGAGUGAGAAGACGUACCUGCGGAGGAUGGGCAAUGAGGCGCAGCACGUCCUCUUCCUCACCAAGAACCAGAUAGAGAGACGGCCGGAGAGGGAGCUAGAGGAGCAGGAGAAACCUGCUGGCACCGGGAAAUGCAAGUCUGACAAGAAGAAAGAAUAUGAUAAAAGCCGGCUGGACAGGCUACAUAAAAAGAAACUGAACAGGCGGGAAGAGAAGGCAGAAAACGACAUGUUCAUAGAUGAAGUUGCCUUUGGAGAAGUUGCCAUGGCACCGCCGACUCUGAGUAUCAAGCCCAGGAAGGCACUGAUCAAGCCCCAGGGUGUGUGUAAGGGUCUCCUGCUGAACUCUCUGCUGGGCCAGACCCAGUUCUCCACAGCCAAGCCAUCCAUGGCCAGGCAGAGGAUGAUGGAGGAGGAGAGGCAGCGGGUGGUGCAAGCCUACCGCCACCUGAAGAAACAGAAGCAGCAUCGGCAAGAGGCCAAAGCAACUGGGAUAGAGAAGCUGAAGAACCUCCAGUGAGACUCCAGUGGUCCCAUUCUCUGCCUUGCUCCCUCCCCCAAGGUGUGCACUUCUCACUUACACUGUUCAAAUGCAGUGAUGCAAUUUUUUUUAUGUGGCUCUAUACUCCAGCUAUUUUUAUUUGAGAGCAGGUGACAGUAUUCCAAUAUUCCUUGUACACAAUGACUACAUCAAGCUUGUGACUCUACAAACUUGUUGGAUGCGUUUACAGCCUGUUCUGGUGUUUUCAGAUUACACGUUGUCCAAUAAGAAGUGAUUGGUGAAUAAUGUAUUUUGUUUGACUCACUUUUAUUGCAAGAAUAGAUUACGUUUGUGAACACUUCUACAUUCAUGUGGAUGCUACCAUGAUUAUACCAUGAUUAGGAAUGGAUGAUGAGGGUCAAAGAUCAUACCCCCCAAAAAAUGUUUGUCACCCAUUAUUGGGAAUGGUGAGAGUUUGACAUAUUUUCUAUUUUCAGUAAAUCAGAUCAAUAUGAAAGUACCCUCACAUUAGAGGUGAUGUUCUGUACUUUCACCUGAUACAAACAUUUUCUCAAAUCCAAAAUGCUGGAGUAUAGAGACAAAUUUGAAAUUGUGUGGACUGGUGUAAGACAUAUAGUGGAAAGUCUGUAAACCCCUGUAGCCUGUGUUUAAAUCAAUGCUUUUUAAUUAAAUGGAGGUGAGUGAGCAAGUGCACAUUUCAGGGUGAAUGAUGGGGAAUUUGGCUGCAUUGAAGAUGAAGGAGCCACAUGGAGGGGACAAGGGUUAGCUCAUCUGAUCACCAAGCAGUUCAUAUUCCUUUCCCAAUCUGCAGUUUUUGUGGACACUGGGAUGGAUUCUGACUGGUAUUGAAAGGACCAGACCACCUCUGCACAUAUGGACUGUUUCUCCUUGAAUAAGUAGCUUUCCUUCCUACCUACCUGCAGGCCUUGCCAUUUAUGUCAGGUACUUCUGACUGUCAGUGCCACUGUUUUCUGUAUUAACUAUCUUCUCUUGUGGCAAUGCAUGACUGCUUUGACAUGGACUACAUUAUGACUCUUUGGGGACUUUAAAACCUCUAACUAUUCCAUUACAUACAGUGCCUUCAGAAAGUAUUCAGACCCCUUGACUUUUUCCAUAUUUUCUUACGUUAGAGUUUUUCUCAAAUUGAUUAAAUUUGAGGUUUAAUCGCACAAUACCCCAUAAUGACAAAGCAAAAACAGGUUUCCAAUUUUGUGUUAACUUAUUCUAAAUAUCACAUUUACAUAGUUAUUCAGACCCUUUUACUCAGUACUUUGUUGAAGCACCUGGCAGCAAUUACAGCAUCAAAUCUUCUUAGGUAUGAUGCUACAAGCUUGGCACACCUGUAUAUGGAGA
Oncorhynchus gorbuscha (pink salmon) is the source of this 3780-nucleotide messenger RNA. RefSeq names its product coiled-coil domain containing 137 (gene ccdc137). NCBI's taxonomy places the organism in Eukaryota, Metazoa, Chordata, Actinopteri, Salmoniformes, Salmonidae. The record is from RefSeq and is a predicted model, not a curated record. The transcript has 6 exons. Bases 1780 to 2445 code for a protein of 221 amino acids.